AUGCGAGACCUCCUCAUAACAAGUCUAACUGGCUCUGGAAAGCUGAAAGGGCUGCACUGGAACAACACAGAUGAGAUAUUCUACACAUUAAUCUACUUAUCUGGAAUCACUUUGCCUCUAAAGGCCAGAGAAAAAUCACAGCUUCCUUGUCGGAGGGGAAAAGGACAGGUGAUCUGGGGAAAACGCAGCUACACCUGGAGCAAGGUCUCUUCCCGGCUUGGCAAUCCCAACUGUGCCGGAGCUACAGGACCAGAGCCGUCCCAGAAACCAAAGGGCAGACACGGCAGCAAACGCCUGAGGACUGAGAAGACGUCAAGGUCCAGACACUCGUCAUUAACACCUACUCACAACCGAUUCCCCCACCCACUUUGGCCUCACCAAGAUUUGGCCAGCAGGAGAAAUAAAUGUCAUUUUGCUACCAUCCUCUGCUCAACCUCCAACAGAAAAACCCACAUUGCCCAAGUACAAAGCAUGAAAUACUGCUGGCCUACCCUGACUUUUCAGCUAUUCUCCUUGCAUAUAGUAAAUGACUCCCCAGGUGACAUCAUCUUAAAGUCUGAGACACAAAAAAGGACCCAAGGUUCUAUAUGCUUGAAGAAUUGCAUGGCAAUAUAUUUAGUUAACUUUUUCUAUUUUAUUAGAAAAAAUAGACAAUUCAAUUGUCGAUGUGAUCGUUUCAGGCUUCCCAGCCUCUCCAUUCUGAUAUCAUCCUAUAUACCACAACCUCCACCAGAAAAGCAGUAUGGUACUGGGAAAAAGAGAUCUAAAGGCAGAAGACUAGGGCUUCACUCUCAGCACUGUUAACUGAGUGACUUGGCUAAGUCACUGAAAUUCACUGAAACCGCAGUUUCCCCUUCCGUCAAAGGGAUAUAACAAUAUCAGCUUCACAGGGUGCUGUGAAGGCAGCAAAUGAGAAAAUGAAAGGGAGCAUCCUUUUAAAUUAUAAACAGAGAAUAAGGGAGAGGGGAGGGGGAAGGGGAGAGGAGGAAGAAAGGAAACAAUCUGCCCUCCCUCACCCCUUCACACUAGGUAAAAUAAAAUGUUUAGACAGAAAAACCUAAAGAAAAGGAUCCAAAUAAAAUAUUCUUAGGAACUGUCAAAGGGAGAAGACACUGGAAUCUCCAAAUCUGGCCAAGAGCUCAGCCUGAGCAGCAUGUUUUGAACUCCUGAGUCCAUGGAACCCUGCACUAAAGCUUUGGGACUCUGACCUGCAGAAAAAAAAAAAAAAAAUGCUUCCCUCAGUUCAUUCCCUGUAGUUUAAAAACAAGAGCAACUGAAGGGCAAGCUUCGGGGGCAAGGGGAGACAAACACUUCAGACCAUUAACUUACUUCAUCCCCAUUGGAAAUCAACUUCGGGAGAACAUGUCAGCUUUGUAUGUUCUUCUUGGUCCCACUCAAAUGGGAAGUUCUGCUCAAGGCCGGAAAUAGAAAACAGGAAGUCAACAGAACUGAUUUUCCUAACUGCCCAAAUGCAAAUCACCACACCCCGUUAUGGAUGAGAAUUAGAGUAAAAUGUAAAUUUCCUUUUAAAAAGAAGUUCACAUGCUAACUGUGUACAGAAAACAUCCUACUCCAGGAAAGAAAGAAAGAGAGAGAGAGAGAGAGAGGAAAGAUCCAUCAGCUUCCUUCCUUAAUAAAGGAGGAUUGACAGAGCUGGACUGACAGUGAAGUAAAGGUUACCGAGGGUGUGCUCGUCAGAACCACACUGCCACUAAAAAUAAUGAAGUGUCCCACUUUGAUGCUGACACUAUUCUCCAAGCUGGUUCCUCUAAAGGUGCUUUUCCUCAAGGGAAGCAGAUACUAAAGGGACAACUUUCUCAUUACCAUUCAGACUAUUUUCUUAGAGUCCCAUGUUUGAAACUUUCAAGUUGAAACUCCAAGCUCCACCCCCUGCAUACAGACUUCUUAGUCAGUUUCUAUCACAUACCAUCAUAUCUACCUUAUUUGCAUCAGUCAUAAAUUCUGCUCAUUCUUCUAUCACAGCUCCUCUGACAUUUGCCAGACCUCACCAUUUCCUCAGCCAUUUCUGGUCUGAAUCAUCAGCUCCCCAUGCCUGCAGCCUGCUUUCUUCUAUAAACAUACCAGAUGAAUCUUUCCAGCAUGCUGCUUCCCGUGCCCCCAAGUCUGCCACAGCUCCCUACUACCUAUUGAUCACAUCUGA
This is a messenger RNA of Pongo pygmaeus (Bornean orangutan), 2161 nucleotides long. RefSeq lists its product as uncharacterized. The transcript has 3 exons. The record is from RefSeq and is a predicted model, not a curated record. The coding region runs from base 1 to 804 and encodes 267 amino acids. Lineage: Eukaryota; Metazoa; Chordata; Mammalia; Primates; Hominidae.